Messenger RNA from Olea europaea var. sylvestris, 1158 nucleotides. RefSeq names its product dihydrolipoyl dehydrogenase 1, chloroplastic-like. Lineage: Eukaryota; Viridiplantae; Streptophyta; Magnoliopsida; Lamiales; Oleaceae. Bases 16 to 1158 code for a protein of 380 amino acids. The record is from RefSeq and is a predicted model, not a curated record. Gene Ontology annotation, cellular component: mitochondrion; oxoglutarate dehydrogenase complex. The transcript is spliced from 8 exons. Gene Ontology annotation, molecular function: flavin adenine dinucleotide binding; dihydrolipoyl dehydrogenase (NADH) activity.
CUCAGGAGUUGAAUCAUGUACUUGCAGGGUCUUAAAACGGCUAUUGUUGAGGGAGAUGUAGUGGGUGGAACAUGUGUGAACAGAGGAUGUGUUCCUUCCAAAGCUUUGCUUGCAGUAAGCGGUAGGAUGCGUGAACUUCAAGAUGAGCAUCACAUGAAGGCUUUGGGCCUGCAGGUUGCAGCUGCUGGGUAUGACAGGCAGGCAGUUGCUGACCAUGCUAAUAACCUUGCUUCAAAAAUUCGUAAUAAUUUGACUAAUUCAAUGAAGGCCCUUGGUGUAGACAUUUUAACAGGAUUUGGCACAAUACUGGGUCCUCAAAAGAUCAAAUAUGGAAAAGUUGGCUUUCCUGACAACGUGAUUACUGCAAAAGAUAUAAUUAUAGCUACUGGAUCUGUUCCUUUUGUCCCCAAAGGAAUUGAGGUUGAUGGGAAGACUGUAAUUACAAGUGAUCAUGCUCUCAAAUUGGAAGUUGUUCCUGAUUGGGUUGCCAUAGUUGGAAGUGGAUAUAUUGGGCUUGAAUUCAGUGACGUAUAUACAGCACUUGGUAGUGAGGUUACAUUUAUUGAAGCUCUAGAUCAGCUAAUGCCUGGAUUCGAUCCUGAGAUUGGAAAGUUAGCUCAGAGAGUGCUGAUAAACCCACGAAAGAUUGACUACCACACUGGAGUAUUUGCGACCAAGAUAACUCCUGCCGAGGAUGGGAAACCAGUUAUUAUUGAGCUUACUGAUGCCAAGACAAAAGAACCUAAAGAUACUUUGGAGGUAGAUGCAGCAUUAAUUGCAACAGGAAGGGCUCCAUUUACAAAAGGUCUUGGACUGGAGAAUGUACGCCCUCUUCAUACAAGUAAAUAUAAGUCUGAACAACUAAUAUAUGAAUCUCAGAGUGAAAAGACCCACCCUUCUUUGUCUAAGUUCGUCACUAGAGCCGUCACAAUUGGGACCUUCCAUCACUGCCACCAUCACAAUCAAAAUCAAGCCUUUGAACGCUACUACUAUCUUUUAAAUUCCAACGAUAUCACCAUCAAUAUUAAUAUAACACGUGUUACUUGUCCCACCAAUACCACCAUCAACAUUAAUGUAGUAACUCGUGUUACCAACCCAAACAUGCUAAUCUCACUUGGGUUAAUGCAAAAGGAGGCAAAACUUCUGUUUUUGGGCUAG